Poecile atricapillus (Black-capped chickadee) is the source of this 1354-nucleotide messenger RNA. It is a transcript of the gene B4GALT3, whose product is annotated as beta-1,4-galactosyltransferase 3. The transcript is spliced from 6 exons. The record is from RefSeq and is a predicted model, not a curated record. Gene Ontology annotation, molecular function: glycosyltransferase activity. Bases 1 to 1311 code for a protein of 436 amino acids. Gene Ontology annotation, biological process: carbohydrate metabolic process; galactosylceramide biosynthetic process. Lineage: Eukaryota; Metazoa; Chordata; Aves; Passeriformes; Paridae.
AUGCUGCGGCGGCUCCCGGAGCGGCCGUGCUCUCUGGCGCUGCUGCUCGCCUGCCAGCUCGCCUUCGUGGCCUAUUUCUCGCUCGGAGGCUUCCGGAACCUGACGGCGCUGCUGGGCCGCGGCUCCGGGCCCGCCGUGGAUUAUUCCAGAACACACGAUGUGUACGCCAACCUCAGCCGGAUCGGUACCGGUGACACCGGGACACCCGACCCCGCCAGGCCACUGCCGUACUGCCCAGAGAGAUCACCGUUCCUGGUGGGUCCCCUGACCGUGUCCUUCGCCCGGGUCCCCACCCUGGAGCAGAUCCGGGCCAAGAACCCGGGGGUGGGGCCGGGGGGCCGGUACCGCCCCCCCCGCUGCGAGGCUCGGUCCAGAACCGCCAUCAUCAUCCCCCACCGGAACCGGGAGAGUCACCUGGGCCACCUCCUGUACCACCUGCACCCCUUCCUGCAGCGCCAGCAGCUGCACUACGGCGUCUACGUGGUGCACCAGGCCGGGAACUCGACGUUUAACCGCGCCAAGCUGCUGAACGUGGGUGUGAAGGAGGCUCUGAAGGACGAGGAGUGGCAGUGCCUGUUCCUGCACGACGUGGAUCUGAUCCCCGAGAACGAUCACAACCUCUACACCUGCGACCCCGCCAGCCCCCGCCACGUCUCCGUCGCCAUGAACAAAUUCGGCUACAGCCUGCCGUACCCGCAGUACUUCGGGGGGGUCUCGGCGCUCACCCCCGAUCAGUACAUGAAGAUCAACGGAUUCCCCAACGAGUACUGGGGCUGGGGGGGCGAGGACGAUGACAUCGCCACCAGGGUGCGGCUGGCAGGGAUGAAGAUCUCGCGCCCGCCCGUCUCCAUCGGCCACUACAAAAUGGUGAAACACAAGAGUGACAAAGGCAACGAGGAGAACCCACACAGGUUUGACCUGCUGGUGCGCACGCAGCGCUCGUGGACGCAGGACGGGAUGAAUUCUCUCCGUUAUUCGCUGCUGGCCAAGGAGCUGCGCCCGCUCUACACAAACCUGACCGUGGACAUCGGCCGGGACCCCCGGGGUGGCCCCCGCGCCCCCCACGGCUCCUCCUCAUCCUCCUCAUCCUCAUCAUCCUCAUCAUCAUCAUCGUCAUCCCGCUUCCGGCAGGAGAUGCUGCGCAAACCCCCCCGGGAGGACCUGGCAUUGUCACCGGCGUUGUCACCGGCGCUGUCACCGGCGCUGUCACCGGCGCUGUCACCGGCGCUGUCACCGCGCGUCACCAACGGCAGCGCCGCGCCCGCCCGAGCCACGGGGGGCAACCAGAGCGUGGCACGGGGACCCCCCUGAGACCCCCCCAACAUCCACUGGGAUUGGGGGCUGGGGGGACCCU